ACGCGGGUCGCUCUGCUCUUCGCUCUUCUUGUCGGACAGUGUUUCCUGGUUUCUUUCUCUCGUUGCGUUGCCCUAAACCUUCCGUCCGGAAAGUCGUCGGGAAAUCCUUUUCCGGCAGAGCAAGAGAGAAAGAGGAUGGAGAGGAUCUGCGUUAUGGUGCGUAUAAGGCCGCUUGACUCCCUGGAGGAGGCGAAGGCCAGCCUGUGGCGUGUAUCCGGCAACACCAUCUCCCUCCAUAACCAGCCUACCAAGUUCGAAUUCGAUAGGAUUUUCAAGGAGGAAAGCAAGAACUCCGAUAUCUACCAAGCUCGGGCAAAGGACAUUGUGAGAGCCACAGUUCGUGGUUUCAACGGAACUGUUUUUGCCUAUGGACAAACAAAUAGUGGAAAAACACAUACUAUGCGAGGGAAACCCACUGAACCCGGAGUUAUUCCACUCGCUGUCAAUGACUUGUUCCACGUAAUAAGCGAGGUUGAAGAUAGAGAAUUUCUUCUUCGCAUGUCAUACAUGGAAAUUUAUAAUGAGGAGAUCAAUGAUUUGUUAGUUCCAGAGCACCGGAAACUUCAGAUUCAUGAGAGUCUUGAGCGUGGGAUCUUUGUUGCCGGUUUGAGAGAAGAAAUAGUAGUUUCACCUGAGCAAGUUCUGGAGUUCAUGGAAUUUGGCGAGUCCCAUCGUCAUAUUGGAGAAACUAAUAUGAAUGUGUACAGUAGCAGGUCCCACACCAUAUUUCGGAUGAUAAUUGAAAGCCGAGAAAGACAUGAUACCUGUGAUGCAGAGAGCCCUUGUGAUGCUGUUCGUGUGUCUGUUCUUAAUUUGGUGGACUUGGCUGGUUCCGAGCGUGUUGCAAAGACAGGAGCAGAGGGUGUUCGUUUGAAGGAGGGUUCUCAUAUUAAUAGAAGUCUUAUGACACUUGGAACAGUAAUUAAUAAACUAAGUGAGGGGGCAGAAUCAGUGGGAGGACAUGUACCUUACCGGGAUAGCAAGCUCACCCGCAUUUUGCAGCCUGCGCUGGGUGGAAAUUCAAAUACUGCUAUUAUUUGCAAUAUCACACUUGCUCAGGUCCAUACUGAUGAGACAAGGAGCAGUCUUCAAUUUGCAACAAGGGCACUACGUGUGACAAACUGUGCACAAGUGAAUGAGAUUUUGACAGAUGCUGCAUUGCUUAAGCGCCAAAAGAAGGAGAUUGAGGACCUUCGUGCAAAGCUAAUGGACUCACAUUCUGAGCACUUAGAAGAGGAGAUAUUGAGCCUGAGAAAUACAUUGUUACAGAGUGAGCUUGAAAGAGAGAGAAUUGCCUUGGAAUUGCAAGCAGAAAAGAAAGCUCAAGCAACACGUGAGCAGAGACUACAGGAACAAGCUCGAAAAAUAGCUAAUUUGAGCACCAUGGUGCUCUAUUCUACCAAGGAUCCAAGGGAAAAGAAUCCAAAGAAGGGUAAGAGGCGAGAGACAUGGUGUCCUGGUGGUCCUUAUGGGAAGCCAUUGGAAGAGGGCAAUGGUAUUAACACAGCCAAUGAACAGUGUGGAGCUGAGCAUGAUAAGAAUUUGUUGUUUCCCUUAGAAGAACUGACACAAGAACCUGAACAGGAUUCUGAAACUUAUGUCAAUCAGGCCUGCAUGGAAGAAACUAAUGACAGGAGAGAAUCACUCGAUGGCUGUGUUCUGCCUGAUGAGCAAGCCAUGUUGCGCGUUACACAUCGAAGAAAAGUAACUUUUGAGGACAUUGGCUCACCUCAGGGAACCAAUGAUUUAUUGGAAAUCAAGAGAAAAUAUGAAGAGUUACUGGUGGAUUUUGAAACUCUGAAAGCAACAAAGGAUGUGGAGAUAUCAAGUUUAAAGAACCAGCUAGCAGCCGAAUGUGGUCGUGGAGGUCCCAGAUGUGCAAGAGGUACAAAUCUAACUGAAAGGGAGUCGGAAGCAAUUUUAGUGAUCAAGCAGCUGCAAGACCAGAUAAGUAAACUGGAGAUGGAAAAGUUAACAAUUCAAAAAAACCUGGAUAAUUUAGUUGAAUUGGCUACAGAACAAAAUGUAAAUGCAAGUAAGAAAUGUGAUGAGCUUUGUAAAGAACUCCUGGAUGCACGGGAAGAGACAAGGGUUGCUCGUGAACAAUUAACCUCUGUAACAGUCACAGAGGCAGAUGAGAUGGUUAAGAUGGGCAAUCCAGAAGACUUUCUAGUAGAACUGGAUGCCAUCAAAUCGGAACUUGAAUGCCUAAGAGACUAUGUUGAUUCUGUCUUCCUCUUUGCGGGUGAUCUCCUUUGUAGCUUUAAUGAGCUAUUGGGUCUAUUGCCGGAAUACAAGUCAGAGAUGCAUAAACAUAUCAUGGAUCUGAAGUUAAAGAAUGAAAAAGUGUGUACUUCACUCACUUCAGCAGUUGAGAAACAUGAAAAAGAGAAGGAGCGAUGCCAUGAGUAUGAAGCACAGAAUGCUCUAUUGGUAUCUCAAGUUUAUAGCUUACAGAAAGAAAUUUCAGGAUUAUCAACCUCUUCACUGAUCAAGGAAAAGGAAGUCUUGAGGAAGGAUCUUGAAAAGACAAGAGUUAAACUUAAAGAUACAGAAUCUAAGCUGAAAAACUGUAUACAGGACAAAGUGAAACUUGAGUCUGAGAGAGCAAACAAUGAAAAAGAACUAAAACAUUUGCUUGGCCAAUGUGCACUUCUUGAACGUGACAUUUCCAAGAGGGAGUCAAUUGCUGGGAGGAGGAAUGACAAGGGUUCUGAUGUUAGCAGGGAAAAGAGCCAGAUUGGUGUGGUUGAACAGUCGCUACAACUGAAGACUAUGGAACUAGAAAAAGCACAUUUUGAUUUGGAAAUUCUCCUAGAAAAGAAUAGAAUAUUAGAAACCAGUUCGUUUGAAAUGGAGGAGAAGGUUGCUGCUCUUGAAGAGUAUUUGACUACUGCAAAGAAAGACUCGGAGGAAGCCAUGGCUCAAAGUGAGUUUCUUGCCUCAGAACUGGGAACUGCUUCUAACAAUUUGGCCAUAGCAAACUCCCAGAUAAAUCUGUUGACAGAAGAGGCUUCUAGCCUGAAAUGUAAAUUGGCUGAAUAUGAAGCCUUUUGCACAAAAAUGGAGAAUUCGAUUCACUUGCUGUCAACAGAAAAAGAAGAGAUUAUGUUGCAAUUAACAAAUGCCCUUAUAGGGCUAGAAGAAGAAAGGGCUAUUUGGCUUGCUAAGGAGAAAGAUUUUGCUAAAUCCAUUACAGAGAAAGGAAACUGUGCUAAUGCUGAAAUUGCAUUACUAUCUGAGAAUAUUUGCAAGGCGAGGGAUGAAUGUGGAAGUCUUAGAGAGCAGUGCAAUAUUUUGGAGGAAAAAUUAUCAUUUACUGAAGCAAGUUUGGAGCAGGAAAAGAAAAGCAGCACGGAAACAUUGUCAGAAAUUGAUAGACUCAAAGAAUUGCUGAAAAGAACAGAAGUUGAAAAUGUUGAAUACCAAGAUGUACUUAAGUCGAGAAUUGACUUGCUAUCAUCUGAGAAGAGGCAUGUCGUUGAGGAAGUUGAGAAGUUGCAGAAACAGUUGAACCUCAUUGCUGAAGAGAAGAACAAAUUGGCAGCUAGGUGCUUACAGGAUUCUGAGAGGCACAAGUUAGCUAUGAAUUUCAACAAAGACGUAGCAAAGCUCCGAAUCAGACUGCACAACACGCAGGCAAUGUUGGAUGUAUUUCGGUGCAAAUAUGAGGAGGCAGAGGAUGAGAAGGCGCUUAUGAAAAAGAGAUAUGAAGAAGCAUCAAAGAAAUUGAAAGAUGAAUUAGUCUCUUCCAGGCUCGAGCAACUUGAUCUGAGAAAACAACUUAGUGAGAAAGAAUGACAUUCAGUGAAAACAACUUAGUGAGAAAGAAAUAGCAUUCAGUGAAUCCUACGGUUUCGAUUUCUAACUUUUUGGUGGUGGAGCAAUCACAAGCUGUAGACUUGACAAGAGCCUGCGUUGGAAAAGAAAUAUGGGCGUGGCAUAAUAUACGUAACAGGAUACAGGAUGAUGCAAAAACCAUAGGCUAAGGAAUAUGGAAGUCAAGCAUCUACUUCUGUACUAAUAUUUAUUUUUUUCUGGAAAGCCAUGUACAACUUGUAAAAUCAUCUCUUUUGUACAUGCAUGUAGAAAUGUGUAUCAUGGAACUCUAGAAUCUGUGAAUAUGUCACGCUAUUAGGUUUAUAUGCUUGCUUAGAACCCGACUUAUCCAUCAGAAUGACCAAGAAAUGUCUAGAACCUCCACGCAUGCCAACAUAUAUAGAGCACAGAAGCUUGAGUAGCAGUACUUUUGGGAGUUUUCAUUAGGAACUUGAACAAUUAUAAAAUUUGUUUUUCUCUACUGAUUCUAUUUUCCUGUAAA
This is a messenger RNA of Nymphaea colorata (pocket water lily), 4321 nucleotides long. RefSeq names its product kinesin-like protein KIN-7O. Gene Ontology annotation, biological process: microtubule-based movement. The record is from RefSeq and is a predicted model, not a curated record. The coding region runs from base 136 to 3801 and encodes 1221 amino acids. Gene Ontology annotation, molecular function: microtubule motor activity; ATP binding; microtubule binding. NCBI's taxonomy places the organism in Eukaryota, Viridiplantae, Streptophyta, Magnoliopsida, Nymphaeales, Nymphaeaceae. The transcript is spliced from 30 exons.